UCGAGAAAAAGAAAUUCUAGGUUAUAUAUACUGAUCUUUUAUACUUCAUCAAUAAAAAUAACGAAUUUUACUAUUCGAUCGUGGUGUAAAAAUAAUUAUCAGAUUAUUUCUGAGUGACUAUGGAAAUAACAAAAAGGGAGAAAGAGAGUGAGAGUGAGGAAAGCAUAAUGAAAAAGCUGAACGAUUAUACUACAUCAGUCUUAAAAACAUUACUGAGAAAUAAGAAACUUCCAACCAGCGGAUUGAAGGAAGACUUGAUAAAACGAUUAUUACAAGCAUCCCAGCAAUGUCCAUUCGAGACAAACAAAUUAAAUUUUAUAUUAAGUAAAGGAGGAGAAAAACAAGCAUCGCAUCAAGUGGAUGCCAUGAGUCUUAUUCACAGAAAGGCUGAAUUAUAUCGGAUCGAGGCUGAAUUAAAUUUGAAAGAAAAACAGCUUGCUGAGCGGGAAUUGGCAUUGGUUAAAAAAGAACUCAAGAACGUUCGACAAACCCAGGUAAAUAUGAAUGCUCGUACACAAGAGAAAAGCCAUUCGGAAAAUCGACGUAGUGAUACUAAUACCUCGGUAUCCAAACGAGAUAAAAGCUGUAUUAAACAACGAACGGAACGUGAGAGAGAUCAGCCGAAAGUGUUGAAGCGUUGUCUUAAUUGUGAUCAACGUAAUUCAGAAGCUAAUUGUCUGCCAAAGUGCAAGGAUACUAAAUAUAACAAGUAUAACAAAAGAGAGGAUGUCAUCUUCAAACGCUAUAAACAUGAAGAAAAAAGGGAUACUUAUGCUACAGAGAGGCCUGAAAGAAGCUAUUUUCGCAGAACCAUCAAAACUGAAACUCCUAAACAUUACUGCUAUCAACGUCUAUCUCGUUCUACGUACUAAUGGAAUUAGGCUACCUCCAUAUAUUAAGACGCUGAUGAUGAAAUCAUUCUGCCAGACGUGAUGUUCAAUCUGUGACUCGUUUAUGAAUUUUUGCGGCUCCUCGGUUCAUAACCAGAAAUAUAAA
This is a messenger RNA of Cyphomyrmex costatus, 996 nucleotides long. RefSeq lists its product as uncharacterized. The transcript has 2 exons. Bases 120 to 872 code for a protein of 250 amino acids. The record is from RefSeq and is a predicted model, not a curated record. NCBI's taxonomy places the organism in Eukaryota, Metazoa, Arthropoda, Insecta, Hymenoptera, Formicidae.